AAUGAUGUAAAAACGUAUAAUAAACUCGUGCGAUUUAGUGAUAUCCUGGUAACUGAUCUGACUGACUGACAAUCAAUGUAGAGCAGGGCAUCCAGUGUCCGACUCUGCCGACUCUGUAUACUCGACAAUGAGCAAAGGGAAGCUGUGCUGCGAUUGGCCAACUCAAUGUGCACCUACACAUUGGCGCAUGCAUAUGAACGAGCAUACUCAUAUACACACGCACACAAACAGAGGCUAAAUUUGGAUACUGAUGCGGCUGCCGGUCGUGAUCGUCUCAAGUGGCACGGUGAUUGGUGGCUGCAGCAACAGCAGCAGCAGCAUCAGCAUCCCAGACCAGUGAGCAUCCAUUGGAUGUGCGACCGAUGCGCCGUACUCAUUCCGCAGUCAAGCUCUUGACGAUACGGAUGCGAGCGCGUGUACACGUACAGCAGGAGUAGCAGCAACAACGGCAACUGGUGGAUUUUCAAUUCUAAUUCGAUUUCGGAUCAAUUGCGGUAUCGCGGUAUCACGGAUCGCAGAUCGCAGAUCACAGAUCACAGAUCACUAAUCGACAUAAUCAGUUCGCACUUGGUCGAAAAGUGACAAGUGAGACACCUCAACGCUUUAAAUUCGCAAGUGCAACAACAACAACAACAGAAACACCAACAUCAACAGCAGAAGCAGCAGCAGCAACAACAAAAACAAUUAAGCGUUCAACCGACGAGUGUAUCAUUCAAUCAAUCGUUCGUUCAAUCAAUUUGGAUUAGUGCAGAGUGUCAAUAAGAAACUGGCACUCAACGCGAUCGAACCAUAAAACGCCACACUUUUAAAAAUUAUACGGAAAACCGAAAAAAAAAUAUCAAAUAAAAAAUCUAAAUAUCGGAAGAUCGGUAAAAAAUAUUUGAAAAUUGCGUCGAGGUGUUGAAUCGAUUGCAAUCUUUAGUCUCCUUUUUUUUAUUUAGUUAGUUGUUCUGAUCGACACUCUGACAACUUGAUCGGCAGCUUCGAUUUUUCAACACUUUCGCGGGCCUCAUUUGAAUUUUGUUUAUGCAUAUAUCCGAAUCGCCUGCGCCCGUUUGUUGAUAUCCCAAUUUUUUGCAGUGCUUGUGCUUGUGUGUGUGUGUGUGUUUGCAAUAAUCAAAUUUGAUAACUGCGCGAAAAACUUUUCAAAUCAAAACAAAUCAAGUACUGAAUACCAAAUCAAAAGCAUGUAAAUGAUUCAAUAAUCUUUCGACAUUGUUGUUGUUAUUUUUUUUUUCUGUUUUUGUUUUUGAAAAUAAAUACCUGUAUAUUGUCGUGUUCUGUUUCUGAUUUCGGAAAUACUCGCCUAUAUUCCACUCGCUCUGAUCAACAAUCGUCAAAGGGCAAUACCUUGUAGGCCGCACGAAUGACACACAUGAUGGGACCCACGGAAUGUGCAGGUGCCAUGGUGGCCACAAUGCCAUUCCUGGACAAUGGACUUAACAGCAAUUUGGCGGAUUAUGGAUGCUAUGCAAAUGAUUAUUGGACAUCGCCCUAUACAACUGGCGGACUUAGUCCCAUGAAACAGAUUGAAGCAUGCAUUCAAACGGCGGGCAAGGAUCGCAGUUCUUAUAAGCCACUGGAACAGAUCGAUGCCAAGCUGGCGGACAUCGAUGCCCAGAGCACGGGCAGCAGCAGGAGCAGCCAGGGGAGUAGCACCGGAAACUGCCAGGAGCAGGCGUCUGCUGUUCCCGAUUAUACUGUCAGCAACAGCAACAACAACAGCAGCAAUACCAGUAGCAAUAACAACAGUAGCAACAACAGCAAUGAAUCAGCAGCAGCGGCAGCAACAACAACGACUGCCAAGAAAUAUAAAAACAGCCACAAAAAAGACAACAACAACAGCUCAACAAACAAUACCAACAAGAGCAGCAAUAACAAUAACAACAAAGGUGAACCGGAGUCAGUGCAUCCAUCGUUAGCGCAGGCCAUUGUGGUAUUGGAGACAAAAGCACUAUGGGAUCAGUUUCAUGCGCAGGGCACCGAGAUGAUAAUUACGAAAACAGGUCGUCGAAUGUUUCCCACGUUUCAGGUGCGCAUCGGAGGUCUCGAUCCCCAUGCCACCUACAUAUGCAUGAUGGACUUUGUGCCAAUGGAUGAUAAGCGAUAUCGCUAUGCGUUUCACAACUCCUGCUGGGUAGUGGCGGGCAAGGCGGAUGCCAUAUCGCCGCCACGGAUUCAUGUGCAUCCCGAUUCGCCAGCAGCCGGCGCCAAUUGGAUGAAACAAAUUGUGUCAUUCGAUAAGCUGAAGCUGACCAACAAUCAGCUGGAUGAGAACGGCCAUAUCAUAUUGAACUCCAUGCAUCGCUACCAGCCGCGCUUCCACUUGGUCUACUUGCCGCCAAAGAACGCCUCUCUGGAUGAGAACGAGCAUUCGAGUCACUUUCGCACGUUUAUAUUCCCGGAGACCAGUUUUACGGCCGUAACAGCGUACCAGAAUCAGCGAGUAACACAACUGAAAAUAUCUAGCAAUCCUUUUGCGAAAGGAUUUCGAGAUGAUGGCACCAACGAUGUCACCAGCAGCAGCCUGGGCAUGUCUAGCAUGAGCCAUGAGAGUCAAGCACGCAUGAAGCAACAGCAGCAACAACAACAACAACAACAGCAGCAGCAGCAGCAGCAACAACAACAAAUGCAGCAGCAACAGCUUAAACCAAAGGACAGAACGCCGCCCAACAGCUUCAGUCUGAGCUGCACAGAACUUGUUGAGCAAGCGACAGCAGCAACGGCGACAACGACAAUACCAGCAACUGCAACAGCAACAACACAAUUGCCCAUGCAGCUGCCAGCAACGCCCUCAAGUAGCUCAACGUCGGGCAACUCGCCGGAUCUGUUGGGCUAUCAGUUGGAGGCAUCGUCGUUGCAACAGCAACAGUUGCACCAACACCACUUGCAGCAGCAACAAUUGGCGCCACAGCAACUGCAUCAGCAACAACAUCCGCAGCAACAACAACAGCAGCAGCAGCAACAACAGCAACAACAUCCGCAACAACAACAACAGCAACAAAACCUACAUCAAAUGUCCAGCAAUUAUCAGAUAUCAGGCAGUUAUCAUCAUCCCUAUCAGCACCAGCACACGGCAACGCCGCUGACACCGCUCUCGGCCAGCUCCGCUUCACCGCCAGCAGCGGGUGCUGCUGCUGCCGCUGCUGCCACUCAGGUGAUGGCGGCGGCCAACAUCUACUCCAGCAUCGCCCAGCCGUAUGCGGCAGAGCAGAGUAACUUUGGGGCCAUCUAUCAUCACAACGCAGCGGCGCAUUAUCACAGCCAUGGCAGCCCCUAUGGCAGCCCCUACGACAAGCUCAAGGUCACCACGGGUCACAUGCGACAGGCGGCGGCUGCAUAUGGCAUGAGUAGCUAUCAGAGCUUCUAUGGAUCCGCGGCGGCAGCGCAUCAAAUGAUGCGACCCAAUAGCUACAUCGAUUUGGGUCCGCGCUAAUCAUUAGUCCAUCACCAUCUAAAGUAUUAAAGUCUGCCUGGGGCCUGAACUCAAGUAUUACAAGUAUUUUCAAGUCUAUAUUAUACUCAACUCAACACAACACAACACAACUCAACUUAAAUAUAUGUAUUUUUUUUUCUAGUCUUAAGGGACAGAUGUGUGUCUAGUUCUAAAGUGUGCCAAAAAUGUGUCUUAAUUGUAUUAGUAUGUAACUAAUUUUUUUGUAACCAAUUUUUUUUUAACGUCGUAUGUACUGGCAUUGUCUUUUAAUCGUUAUUAAAAAUAUAGAUUUAGUAAAUUUAUUCUAUCCCGUUUGUAUCUCUCAUUUACUGUGUCAACUUGACCGUUGCAGCACUGCAACACUGCUAGACCCUAACGCCUAAACACAAAAAGUAUUGCACAUCUGCAAAGAUAAAGUGCGAAAUCGAUAAUUAUCGAUUUUUAGUUUAUUUAUCAUGUUUUAGUGGGCCAAAAAACAAACAAAAUAUCUAUUAAAUUAUGCUUAUCAAUUUUUAGAAUAGCUUCCAUUGUUUUUAAAUUAAAGAGGAUAUCCUAAAAGCUUUUAAACGGCAUUUUUAUACAUGCAGCCAAUUAGAAAACCAAAGUAAAAAAAAAUAUAAGUAAAAAAUACAACAUUUUAUUUCACAGAGCUGCAACGGAAGCGCUGUUCACCAAGGUGUAGAGCUGCAACGCUGCAAUGGUCAAGUGAACCCAUAAUUGUUUUACUUAUGUAAAUAAAUGCAUUAUGCAUACAUAAUUAAGAACUCACAUACAUAUGUACAUUGAAAUACUGCAACAGU
This is a messenger RNA of Drosophila innubila, 4236 nucleotides long. It is a transcript of the gene org-1, whose product is annotated as T-box transcription factor TBX1. NCBI's taxonomy places the organism in Eukaryota, Metazoa, Arthropoda, Insecta, Diptera, Drosophilidae. The record is from RefSeq and is a predicted model, not a curated record. Gene Ontology annotation, molecular function: RNA polymerase II cis-regulatory region sequence-specific DNA binding; DNA-binding transcription factor activity, RNA polymerase II-specific. Gene Ontology annotation, biological process: regulation of transcription by RNA polymerase II; cell fate specification; positive regulation of DNA-templated transcription. Gene Ontology annotation, cellular component: nucleus. The transcript has 8 exons. Bases 1367 to 3436 code for a protein of 689 amino acids.